Messenger RNA from Aspergillus luchuensis, 1170 nucleotides. RefSeq lists its product as uncharacterized. Lineage: Eukaryota; Fungi; Ascomycota; Eurotiomycetes; Eurotiales; Aspergillaceae. The transcript has 5 exons. Bases 1 to 1170 code for a protein of 389 amino acids. The record is from RefSeq and is a predicted model, not a curated record.
AUGGGCUCGAUUACAGAGGCAAUAGGAAAGCGCACAGCAGAGCUGUCUCAUGAUGGAAGGGAUGUGGCCAUCACCUUGGCCGUGUGCGUUUUCCUGGCAACGCUCAUCACGGGUCUCCGCUUCUGGUUGUCCAGAAGACGAAGGCCAUUAUUUUCCAUGCCAGAAUCCAUGACGCUCGUGUCUCUGCUCUUAUUCUACUCCUACGCCGUGGCGACCUACCUGAUUCUGACAAUCGGGCACGGUGGCUACCCAACGUCUCAGACACAGAGUUGGCGGCUUACGUUCACACUCAAGUGUGUCUACUAUCUUCGGUUGGCUUACGCCACAGGACUGGGCUUGGUGAAAUGCAGUAUUUUGAUGGCCCUGUUCAGAUCCCUCGCUGCUUCAUCCAAGGCCGCUCGACAUGCGAUCUUGGUCAUCAUGGCGGUCUGCAUUUCCUGGAGCCUUGGGGCUACCCUCAUAAGCCUCUUGAACUGUCGCCCAUUGAGCUACAACUGGAACCUGCAACAGUCGGAAGGCCACUGCAUCAAUCGAAAUGCUGCCUUUAUGGCAGUGAGCAUCAUUGACGUUGUGACAAAUGCCGCAAUUCUAGUUUUACCGCUGCCUAGAAUAAUAAGAACAAAGAUUACCCUACCGGAGAAACUAGUGAUGAUCAGUCUUCUGAUCUUGGGGUUAUUUGUUGUUGCCAUUACUGCGGUCCGCACAGUAACCAUCGCCAGAAUGGACUUUUCUGCCAUUAACGACCAUGGCAAGAUGAUCAGCAUUUGGACAACGGUGGAGUGGACGGUGGCACUUAUGAUAGCCAAUUCUCCUGUGCUGUGGCCUUUGCUCGACUGGCUCGCUCCUUUCCAUUCUAUGGAGAACGGUCCAUAUGAACGAUCGGCAUACAACCCUUCAUGUCACUUGCUAAAGCGUCUGCGACCAACGACUUUGCAUGAAUGCACUCAAACAUUAACAUCGAAGACGGCGGUCACGGAGACAGGCUCAGUCCACUCAUCUCGAUCUAUCAUUCGAGGGUUCGGGGCCAAUUGGACAGAGGCAAUCGGGCAAGCACAACAGCCAGAUCCUUUUCUAUCGCUAGAGCCGGGCGCAGUGCGAGUGCAGACUGAAUGGUCAGUUGAACGGUCAUCAGUGGGCAGACUGGAUCGAUUAAGGCCGGGCAGAAAAUGA